Varroa destructor (honeybee mite) is the source of this 1274-nucleotide messenger RNA. It is a transcript of the gene BckdhA, whose product is annotated as Branched chain keto acid dehydrogenase E1 subunit alpha. The record is from RefSeq and is a predicted model, not a curated record. Gene Ontology annotation, biological process: branched-chain amino acid catabolic process. Gene Ontology annotation, cellular component: oxoglutarate dehydrogenase complex. Gene Ontology annotation, molecular function: oxidoreductase activity, acting on the aldehyde or oxo group of donors, disulfide as acceptor. NCBI's taxonomy places the organism in Eukaryota, Metazoa, Arthropoda, Arachnida, Mesostigmata, Varroidae.
GCGACCGUGCAACAAACUGAGGACUUGGCCUCGUUACCUUUCCCGAAUAUCCGAACUAAAUGGACGGAAAAGCUAGAGAUGUUUAACACGGAUAAUUAUGAUCCUCUACCGGUGUAUCGGGUACUAAGUCCAGACGGAACUGUUAUCGAUCUUGCGCAUGAGCCGAAGAUCCCGGACUCAAAACUGGUUAAAAUGUUCGAAGGAAUGCUAACGCUUAACGUCAUGGACCAUAUUUUGUAUGAGUCUCAGCGACAGGGUAGGAUCUCGUUCUAUAUAACGAGUUUUGGGGAGGAGGCAACGCACUUCGGCAGCGCUGCAGCACUCGAAAGUAACGACGUUGUUUUCGGCCAGUACCGAGAAACCGGCGUGCUAAUGUGGCGAGACUUCGGCCUCACAAACAUAAUCAAUCAAUGCUACGGAAAUCAGAAUGACGUCGGGAAAGGUCGACAGAUGCCCUGUCACUAUGGGUCGAAAGAAAAGGCAUUUGUCACCAUCAGCUCGCCACUUUCGACCCAGAUGCCACAAGCUGUUGGUUCUGCGUACGCGCUCAAGCGAGCUAAGCAAUCAAACGUAGUGAUCUGUUACUUCGGUGACGGAGCUGCGUCGGAGGGGGACGCUCACGCAGCGCUUAACUUUUCGGCUACACUUAAGGUUCCAGUGAUCUUUUUCUGCAGGAACAAUGGCUACGCGAUAUCUACUCCGACGAACGAACAAUAUCGAGGGGAUGGCGUAGGCGCUCGAGGACCGGCGUAUGGGAUAGGAACAAUUCGAUGCGAUGGCAAUGAUAUACUGGCUGUGUACAAUGCGACUACAAAGGCUCGGGAAUAUUGUUUGUCAAAAAAUGCCCCUGUUCUUAUUGAGGCGAUGACCUACCGUCUUGGGCAUCACUCGACCUCCGAUGAUUCGACUAUUUAUAGAAAUCUUGCGGAGGUUAAGAUAUGGGAAGAGCAGGCGCACCCAUUACUUCGUUUCCGCAAGUACUUGACGGCAAAGGGAUUAUGGAGUGACGAAAAAGAGACUGAGUUUCGCGAAUCAAUCAAAAAGGAGAUCUUGACAAACUUCCAGGAAGGUGAGCGCGUAAAAAAACCUUCAGUCGACUUCAUGUUCACUGAUGUCUAUGAAGAAAUCCCAGCACACCUUCAAGUGCAAAGAGACGAGCUACGAGAGCACCUCAAGGAAUACGGGAAGUACUAUCCCGUCGAGCAAUUUCAGGACUGAUUAAACGACGGUGAAACGAUAUAUUUCUCAAAUAGCUAUAUGCAUAGAGAAGCACA